AUGCAUGCAAGUAAACAUAUCAGCAUGGUUCAACGACCUGAAAAAUCACCUGCCAGCAUUUUUCCUUCACUUUCGUUUGAGAGGGACUCGGAAGGACAAGUGCAGGCAAAUAUUCCAAGCAUGAUGACCGCAGAAAUCAUCAUGACCCUCGAAGGAGAUCUUAAGACCGAUAUCAUGGCAGAUGAAGCCAUUUGCAUCUUGGACAACGCCAUCCUGACAGGCUGCUGCAAGUGUGCAAAAGGUGCAAUUGCUCGAGUAAUAUGCACGUCGUCAAAAAGGAGCCAGGCAGAACUAACGUGUGAUACCACAAGUUUCACAAUUGAGUAUGGCCCAUAA
This is a messenger RNA of Necator americanus (New World hookworm), 336 nucleotides long. RefSeq lists its product as uncharacterized. The transcript has a single exon. Lineage: Eukaryota; Metazoa; Nematoda; Chromadorea; Rhabditida; Ancylostomatidae. The record is from RefSeq and is a predicted model, not a curated record. The coding region runs from base 1 to 336 and encodes 111 amino acids.